This is a messenger RNA of Salvelinus fontinalis (brook trout), 2233 nucleotides long. Its product is annotated as N-chimaerin-like. The coding region runs from base 487 to 1494 and encodes 335 amino acids. Gene Ontology annotation, biological process: positive regulation of GTPase activity; signal transduction. The transcript has 7 exons. The record is from RefSeq and is a predicted model, not a curated record. Lineage: Eukaryota; Metazoa; Chordata; Actinopteri; Salmoniformes; Salmonidae. Gene Ontology annotation, molecular function: GTPase activator activity.
GUGACUACUCCUCUUUCCCCUCACUCUGGUAAUGCUGGCAGCAUCCAUCCACAGUACACACUGUGCUGUCUCUGUUCCAGAGAGAAUAUAUCAGUUCUGCACAGGGAGGAGAGGAUUAACACAACAUCAGCUCAUCUGCGUAGACAUUCAGGGAACAAAUGAGCACCCAAGGCUUCUUCUCUUUUCUAUCCAACUCCAACCAUCACAGGACUUGAGACUCUCGUCGUUGGAGCAUCGUUCGUGCAAUUCUUACUGUGGUGAGAGGAUUUAAAGGAGGACACAUUUUUUGCGUAUUGGAUUUUGCGAUUUGUGUGUGCUGUUUUUGUUCACUUAGUUGAGAAUUGUCAAAUUGGAACAAUGCAAUUAAUAUUACUUCGUUUAAACUAGCUCUAAGCAUCCAGUUUUUUCCAGGGGGCCUCUAACUUUUUGGACUGCGCUAGAAGGUUUGCUGCUUGUUCAUCUGAUUUGGCCAACCUGAGUGUCAGAAUGCCAUCCAGGGAGUCUUACGAGGUCCGGAAGGGAGAGAAGUCCCUGGUGCAGAAGGCCAAGCAAGAGGCCAACCAGCAGGACAUACUGGCAGCUGCUCUGGGGAUGAGGAUCUCAGGACCCCAGAAACCUCCAGCCACAAUCUGGCAGCCUCUCAAACUGUUUGCCUAUUCACAGCUCACCUCGCUGGUCCGCAAAGCCACGCUGAAGGACAACAGCCUGCCACACAAGUACGAAAAAGUCCACAACUUCAAGGUCCACACGUUCCGGGGACCUCACUGGUGUGAAUACUGUGCCAACUUCAUGUGGGGGCUGAAGGCUCAGGGAGUCAAGUGUGCAGAUUGUGGUUUGAACGUCCACAAGCAGUGCUCCACUAUGGUACCCUGCAACUGCGUGCCAGACCUGAAACACGUCAAGAAAGUAUACAGCUGUGAGCUCACAACUCUGGUGAAAGCUCACAACACCAAGCGACCCAUGGUAGUGGACAUGUGCAUACAGGAAAUUGAAUCAAGAGGUCUGAAGUCUGAAGGGCUCUACAGAAUGUCUGGAUUCAGCGAUUCAGUCGAAGAUGUCAAGUCGGCAUUUGACAGAGAUGGUGAGAAGACAGACAUCUCUGCAAACGCUUAUGAAGAUAUCAACAUCAUCACGGGAGCACUUAAACUGUACCUCAGGGAUUUACCCAUUCCUGUCAUCUCAUACGACGCCUACCCCAGGUUCAUUGAGGUUGCAAAGCUGGAAGACCCAGAGAAGCAGCAAGAGGCCUUCCGUGAGGCUCUGGAACUGCUGCCUGCAGCACACAGUGAAACCCUGAGGUACCUCAUGGUCCAUUUAAAGAGGGUAACGUUGAAUGAGAAGGACAACCUGAUGAAUGCCGAGAACCUGGGCAUUGUUUUCGGGCCCACCCUCCUGCGUGCCCCAAACCUGGAUGCCAUGACGGCACUCAACGACAUCCGUUACCAACGGCGGGUGGUGGAGUUCCUCAUAAAAAAUGAAGACAUCCUCUUCUGAAAACAUACAUCCAUUCUGCUGAGAUAUGGAAGGAAAGAGCCACAUUUUUUUGUAAAACAGCUUGAUGCUGCCUAAUCACUUUUUUUGUGCCAGGACUUGAAUAGUAAAGAAUCUUUGUAUUACAUUUGUUAUAUAUCCAUUUCCACUUCCAGUGGAUUAGUGCUGAACCACACUUUUUCUUCCCCUGUAACGGGUGUGGAUGAUGAUGUACCUUAAACUUGCAUGUCUGUCUCCCCAUUUUUGUCGGGGCUUGUGUAGAACACUGAUGGACCAGACUUGGCCGUGUCUUUAUUUUGUAUAGCUUUGUAGAAGUAACCCAGCAUGUGGUAAAGAUUGUGAAACAUUGUUACUCUGCUAUUAUUUGUCCUGUAGAUUUACAGUAUCUCCCGCCCGGUUGCCUAUUAGGCAAUUGUUUUUGUGAACAUUGUAUACCUGGAUGUGAAAUAGACUACUGUAUCUUCUCUGAACCUUUGUAAUGAUCUUUGACUGAUCCUGUCUUUUUUGCAUUUUCAGCUGUUUUAUAUGCAAGUCUUCUUUAGGGGAAAUUCAAAGCCUCUUUCAAUCAGAAAACAAGUAAUCAGUGUACUUUUAAGUGUUCUGUUACAUUUCCUAACAGUCAAAACUUUAUUGCAUUCAAACUACUACAUUUGUGCAGUUAAUGUUUUUUUAUUGUAAUAUUUGUUUACUUAAUUUGCUCAUGUACAUUUUUAUUUAUUAAACCUUGCUUUCUGAAAAUGCA